This is a messenger RNA of Symbiodinium sp. CCMP2592, 672 nucleotides long. Lineage: Eukaryota; Dinophyceae; Suessiales; Symbiodiniaceae. The record is from the annotation of a GenBank genome assembly.
AUGGCGACGCCGGGGACUGUUUCUCGGUCCGUUUGGACCGUAGUUGACAGACCGGUCGGUUGCAUCAUUGCGUCAAACAAUGGUGGCAUCCUGGUGCUCAACGAGAACACGGUGACAAUGACCAUGGCGCAAGAUGCAGCAGAGGCCGCAAGCGGAAGGAGCAGCAGUGUGCCAGAUGCUCCAGAACAGUUCCGAGGACGAAGUGGGCCUGGUGAUGAUUCCGGUGACGGUGACGGUGGUCCUUCUGGCGGCUCUUGUGCCUGCUGCCAGGAAAUGCGCCUAAUGAACCUCUACCUUCAAUACCUUUUGGAGAAGGAGAGGAGGGCGAGGAGAGCCAGGACCGUUCCUUCAGAUGAUAAUUCCCAGGCUGAGGGCAGGAUGCGGAACUUCCAAUUCCGUCUUCCGUUGGGAGAUGCGCGGCCGAAUCCCAUUGAUUUGGCCGGGUCACUUGACGAGCCCAGCGCUGCUCCGACUGCUGGGGCGGUCUCCGUCCGCAAGCGUGAGGUCGAUGCAGAGACGUUCCAGAAUGAGGGCGAUGGUUCCACGGCCAGCAUGGCCUGGAAGAGAUUGAAGGCAUCUCCAGUGACGCUUGCGCCGUUGGAGCUUGACUGCUUUGGUGAGUACUUGCCAGACAAUGUACAGUUUCUUAAUGCAGCACCCUCCAAGAAGUAG